GAGGAGGAUUUUGGGUACGAUGACGAUGAAGUGAUCGACCAGCUGCAGCUGACCAUGUCCGACCUUCGCAAGCAGAAACUCGACCUUCCACCACCCCCCAAGGUCCCGGAGGUCCCCCAGAUCCCGUUCGGUACCGGCGGGAAUACACCUUUGAGGAGAUGACCGGGAUCCGUGGCGCCCCCAGCGGCGUUCCCAACGGCACGGGGGUCGUCAGGGUCGACGUUCAAAGGUCGCCCAGCCCCACCCCCAACAGGACUCCUUCCCGGGAGGGCUCCUACAGGCGGCAGUCUCCACGGCAACAGUCGCCUAGGCAACAGUCACCACGACAACAGUCUCCAAGGGAACCAUCUCCACAGCAACUAGAACCGACCAGGUCGAUGAGUCAUCGGGACGAGGCUCCUGAUUGGUCGGUUCCGCAAGGCACUGUCAGCCAACCGCAGGAGGCCGUGAUGACGUCGCCGCUGCCGAAGGAAACAUGGCGGACGACGGACCUGGACAGUGCCGGAGCGUUGCCCCCGGCGAUGACCUUCCACCCCGAGCCGACGUUCCAGUAUCCCGAGCCGAGCGAACGCCUUCCGCAGAGGCAGCCGUCGUGGAGGACAACCAACCUGGACAACCCUGUUCCCGCCAGGACAACCUCGGACAACCCCGCCAGGCAGCCAUCUGUCGCCGAGCAGCCCCGCCUGGUAACCGUCGCCGAGCAGCCCCGCCCGGCGACUGGCCAGGUGUACCACCUGCCCACGCAGCACUUUGAGCGGAACGGGAAAUCCCUGGACGUCACCGUCCAAAUAAGGACUUCCCCGCUGCCCAGCGGCGGUGACCCAGGGCGCAGUGACCCAGGGCACACAAGCCCGCGGCGCGAGUACGAGUUUCGCUCGCCGGGAGGGGUCGGAGGUCAGCACAUCCUGCCUGGUGGCGGGGUCGGGGGUCAGCACAUCCUGCUGGGCAGCGGGGUCGGGGGUCAGCACAUCGGCGGGGUCGCCCAGAACGGGCUGGAGAGGCCGAAGGUGAACGGUCGCGACCCUAACCGUGACUCGGCGUACUCACACAGCUCGGAUUACGAUAACGUGGAUGGGGACCAGUACGAAGUCUUCAUGGAGAAGUCGCUGGAGAAUCUCGAGUCCGGAACCGCGUACGACUCCGACGUGCCCAACGAACUCGCCUUUAACAACCAACAUGGCCGCCACUCCCCCACCAAGGUCAACCAGCAUGGCCGCCAGUCGCCGGUCAAGCGCCCCGACCAGCUCACCAUCCACGAGCACUCCCAGCAUGCUCCGCAGGACUCCCAGCAUGCAAUGCAGCAGCCGCGCGGCUACGAGCACUUCGUCGAGCUGCCGCAGAGGAUGGGCAAGGACGUUCAAGGUCACGGGGACUUCAUGCCCAUGGCGCAGACGGAACACAGGCAGCGUGGGUCGCACUCAAGGUCGUCAGGGUCAAAAGUGAGAUCCCCAACUGGAUCUAACCCACGAUCUCCCAUGGGUUCUAACCCAAGGUCACCCAUGGGAUCCAACCCAAGGUCACCCAUGGGUUCUAACCCGCGAUCUUCGGCGGGAUCACAUGAUCACAGAUCCCACGGCGGCAGUCAGAGCGACAGGGGCAGUGCCCGCAGACGCUCCAGCAAGAAAAAACAUCCGCCAGUCUACCUGUAAACAACUGUUUACCUGUAAGCAACUGUUUACCU
This is a messenger RNA of Branchiostoma belcheri (Belcher's lancelet), 1681 nucleotides long. Its product is annotated as USP6 N-terminal-like protein. The transcript has 2 exons. The record is from RefSeq and is a predicted model, not a curated record. NCBI's taxonomy places the organism in Eukaryota, Metazoa, Chordata, Leptocardii, Amphioxiformes, Branchiostomatidae. Bases 159 to 1649 code for a protein of 496 amino acids.